UAUAUCAAUGUCAACCUAACCCAUAAUCGUCAACGUCAAAAUUUCCAGUACUAUCAUCUCACCAUCAUCAUCAUGUUUACGUAAGUCACACAUUCACCUUACAUGGUCAUCAUUCUAUGCCAAUUCUAGAAGACCAGUUCUGCAUAUUUGCAAAGUAUGAACAACGCAAGGAAGAUGGUACUACGAUCAGCCUUAUCCAGAUGGAUCUCUGGUUCAAACAAGCUGGAGUAAUCAGCAAAAGGAUUUCCGUAAGGGACCUGGCUCUUUGCUUCAACAAGGUGAAGGCUAGAAGGAUCAAUUUUAAUGAAUUUUGUUCGGUGAUUGAAGAUCUGGCCAAACAAAAGGGAAUAUCCGUGGAAGUAAUCAAAGCAAAACUGACAAAAUGUGCGCAACCCGGCAAAAAGAGAUCAGAUUUUAGCAAGAACAGCACCAGGAGUACCACCAAAAAUAUAGGUAACGUUGAAACACAGAAGGUGGAUGUUGGGGUCAACGUUAUAGUUGAACCCAAAAAAGAACAGACAAAAAAUAAUAAUAACAUUAAUGAGUCUGGUGUAGAAGGUUGAAAUAAUAAAACAGGUUCUGGAAUGAGCUGUACGCUUGAAUCUAUUGAAUUAUCUACUCAUUAGACAGGUCAAAAUACAGGGUAAACAAUACAAAGUGUCCCAUCCAUGCGAGGUCGGUAUAUUGCUUCUAAACAGAAAUUUCCAAAUAAGCUAUUUACGGGUUAUACAUGUAUUUGGAGGCAGA
Molecule: messenger RNA, 747 nt
Organism: Acanthoscelides obtectus
Lineage: Eukaryota; Metazoa; Arthropoda; Insecta; Coleoptera; Chrysomelidae
Source: the annotation of a GenBank genome assembly